Molecule: messenger RNA, 1781 nt
Organism: Zingiber officinale
Lineage: Eukaryota; Viridiplantae; Streptophyta; Magnoliopsida; Zingiberales; Zingiberaceae
Product: UV-B-induced protein At3g17800, chloroplastic-like
Exons: 4
Coding region: 193-1428 (411 amino acids)
Source: RefSeq, a predicted model, not a curated record
CACGACAAUAUUAAAACGGCACGGCGUGGUUCACCUUCGACUCCGUGGCAAAGUGGCAACUCGACCAAUAUUCUUACGACUCUCCUCAAAUCGCUAAGCUCCGAUCCAUCCUCUUCAUCUUGCUUCAAGAAACGGUUCUGCAGUUCUCACUUCUUCAUCUGAUUGUUGGAGAUCGUUCGCAGUUUUCGAUUGAUGGAAGCGGUGGCGAGCCUCCGAUCUCCACAGAUCCUCUAUAAAAAUACUGGCUUUGGCCGGAGUUCCUCCGUCUUCGCCGCCCAUCGGAUCGGUUUCCUGUCUUUCGAGUCCAAAGCCCGUCUCGGAUUCAAGGGGCAUUUUCCGAUCCAUUUGUCAAAGCAUGGACAGCAACGAUUAGCUGCGCGGAGGAGUAUUAUUAGGGCAUCAUCGUCUUCCUCCAUGGAGGAUUCAUCGCGGAUUGCUCCCCUCCAGCUGGAGUCGCCAGUUGGGCAAUUUCUAUCUCAGAUCCUUGUCAACCAUCCUCAUCUCUUACCUGCUGCCGUCGAUCAGCAACUGGAGCAACUCCAGACCGAUCGCGAGGCUGAGAUGAACAAAGAGGAGCCUGCUCCUUCGGAGACUGAUAUUGUUUUAUACAGGAGAAUUGCUGAGGUCAAAGCUAACGAGAGGAUAAGGGCACUGGAAGAGAUAUUAUAUGCAUUAGUUGUUCAAAAGUUUGUUGAAGCUGAUGUUUCCUUGGUCCCUGCAAUAUCUCAAUCAGAUCCUUCCAGCAGGGUUGAUCAGUGGCCAUCCCAGGAUGAAAAGCUUGAAAAGUUACAUUCUUCUGAAGCUUACGAAAUGAUUAAGAAUCACCUCGCUCUUAUACUGGGGCAGCGGCUGGGUGACUCCGACUCGGUGGCGCCUAUUAGCAAGCUUAGGGUUGGCCAAGUUUAUGCUGCUUCUGUCAUGUAUGGCUACUUCCUCAAGAGAGUAGACCAAAGAUUCCAACUUGAGAAAUCAAUGAAGAUUCUCCCCUGGGGAUCAGAUGAAGAGGAGAGUGCUACUAGGCAAGCAAUCCCAGAUGAGUCAAGACCAUCCACUCGAACAGAAUUAACUCUUCAUGAGGCAUCAUCAUGGUCUUCACCAGGCUUUACCCAAGGUGGGCUUGGGAAUGGAAUGAAACCCUGUCGGCUGCGGUCCUAUGUCAUGUCCUUUGAUUCUGAUACUCUUCAAAGAUGUGCUACAAUUAGAUCAAAGGAAGCCUUUAGCAUAAUUGAGAAGCACACUGAGGCUCUGUUUGGGAGGCCUGAGAUUGUCAUCACACCAGAAGGAACUAUUGAUUCUUCCAAGGAUGAGCUCAUUAAGAUCAGUUUUGCAGGUUUGAGGAGCCUUAUCUUGGAGGCUGUAACUUUUGGAUCUUUCCUUUGGGAUGUUGAAACCUACAUAGAUUGUAGGUAUCAUUUUGUGACUAACUAGUUAAUCCACUGUUAGACUUGAACGGAUUGAUGAUAUGAAGGUGCAACAAUUUCCAUAGGUAGUGUUCAGAUGGUAGCAAUGACUAAUGUGAGUUGUGUAAUUGUCAGGUCCAUCACAUAGUAGAUGAUCGUUGUUACUUCCAGCUAUUUCGGUAAUAUCGUGAGGUUAUUACAUAUAAUACGGAAUGCAUUGUGUUAGGUACUUAGGUCCCCUAUUGCUUGUUCAAGAUGCAAAUCUUGUUCUUACUAAAACUUUUAUUGUUUCUUAAAUAACUGUUUAGUAUUGACUGAAUUUUAUCACAAGCAUUGGAAUUUAUCUCUUUCAUUUUUAUCAAAUUUAUGCAUGUAACCUGC